Molecule: messenger RNA, 819 nt
Organism: Mesocestoides corti
Lineage: Eukaryota; Metazoa; Platyhelminthes; Cestoda; Cyclophyllidea; Mesocestoididae
Source: the annotation of a GenBank genome assembly
AUGGUUCAAGGACAGCGACCUUCGACUGGACCUUGCUGUGCUCUUCUUGGAAGGUCCCUCAGAGAUGAGUUUCAGUGGAAAUCAUUCGGUCUUUCGCAUCCUGAACCCUUUCAGCUUUCCCUUCCACAGUGGAAGUGGAUGGACGGAGCGGUUUACAUUUCCUAUCGAUUCGUAGUCGCGACUGCCCUGGUCACGUGGUUGGUCUGCGAGAUACCAUUUGAAAUUCACCAUUUUGGUCAAACUGACCACGUUGUUGGAUAUAAACCAUUGUGGUUCUUCUUCGAAAUUGCCACCAACAGCAUUCUCACCACCUCGGGCAUUUACUGGAUUGCAUUUUGGGAUAGGGAUUACGCAUACUUUUUCACACUGACCUCUAAACUGAAGCACUCAAUCCCCGCGGCAUUUGCCAUUAUCGACAUGUUCAUCAAUAAUGUUCCAGUGCGAAUUUUGCACUGCGUGUACCCGCUUUGCUUGGGUGUCGUCUACGGACUCUUCACCUUCGUCUAUUGGCUGUGUGGAGGGUCAGGUUUGACUGGCAAUGGCGUUAUUUAUCCCGUAAUAAACUGGAACAAGCCCGCCUACGCCGUCGCCGCCUGCGUUCUUGCUCUCCUCUUUUGCAUCAUAAUUCAGUUGGGUCUUUACGCACUUUACUUUACUCGAACGUACCUGAGCUACCUGGCGGGUGGACGCGGAGUGCUAACAUUCAGGGAACUCUGCUCACCGGCCAACGACGAAGACCAACUUGUCGCUGAAGGCGAAGCCACACUUCUUGAAGACGACGCCCAAAACACCGCGAAGACCUAUUCCAGUCUUGGGUGA